AUGUCGAUGUGGGCCGGCCAGUUCGACGCGGCUCCCAACGAGCUCGUCGCUGAGAUGGGCUCCUCCAUCCACUACGACAAGCGUCUCUACAAGCAUGACAUCCUGGGGUCCAAAGCCCACGCGCGCAUGCUAGCCAGGCAGCACAUCAUCCCCGAGUCUGACGCCACGGCCAUCGUUGAUGGCCUGGACCAAGUCCAGCGCGAGAUCGAACAAGGCCACUUCGAGUGGAAGCCCAUCCUGGAGGAUGUACACAUGAACAUUGAGAAGAGGCUCACUGACAUUAUUGGCGCCCCGGGCGCGAGGCUGCACUCGGGUCGCUCGCGGAACGACCAGGUUGCCACGGAUCUCCGCUUGUACUUGCGUGAUGAGGUAGAUUUCAUUCGUCAGCGCAUCGUCAACGUCCAGACCUCGUUGGUCACGCUGGCCAAGGACCAUACCAGUACCAUACUGCCAGGCUUUACCCAUUUGCAGCAUGCACAGCCAAUUGUACUCGCGCAUUACCUCCUGGCGUACUCGGAGAUGUUCGAAAGGGACUUGGGCCGGAUCAAGGAUUGGAAGGCCCGCAUGAAUUACUUGCCCCUCGGUUCGGGCGCGUUGGCUGGCACCACGCUUCCGCUUGAUAGAGAGUUUGUUGCCAAGGAGCUUGGCUUUGCGGGCGUCUGCACCAAUUCCUUGGAUGCAGUCAGUGAUCGCGACUUCGCCAUCGAGCUCGUCUCGUUGUGCAGCAUUGUCAUGAUGCAUCUCUCCAGACUGAGCGAGGACAUCAUCUUCUGGAUGAGCCAGGAGACUGCAUGGGUCCAGCUUGGGAAUGAAUUCUGUACUGGCAGUUCUCUUAUGCCUCAGAAGAAGAACCCUGAUAUGUGCGAACUCACUCGAGGGAAGACUGCCAGGGUGUUCGGCGACCUCACCACCGUGUUAACCAUCAUGAAGGGUAUCCCGCUCGCGUACAAUCGCGACAUGCAAGAGGACAAAGAGCCAAUCUUUGAUGCUAUCGAUACUGUCAAGCUCGUCUUGGCUGUGUAUGCUCCCAUGAUAGCCACUAUGCGCGUCGACAAGGAACGAAUGUACCAAGCGGCUAGCGACCCAGCUUUGAUGGCCACGGAUCUCGCCGAAUGGCUAGUAGAACAGGGUGUACCAUUUAGGGAUGCGCACCAUCGAGUGCGCGAUUUGGUGACAUACAGCAAAACAAACAGUAUCAGUCUCGACAGGUUAACGCUUGAUCAGAUCAAAAUUUCGGUGCCAGAGGCAAACGAAGAGUGCCUAAACCUGUGGAAACCAGAGCAAAGCGUGGCGAAGAGAAACAUUGUCGGAGGUACAGCCCCGGAGCAGGCUAUAUUCCAGAUAAGGACAAAAUGGGGUCACUUGCUCGAGCAAUAGUGACCGCAAGAGAUUACAGCAUCAACCGACCUGAGUGUGAAACGGAUGCCACGGUAUUUGUUGCCGGUCGAGCUUGAGUUAGCUUGUGACGGUCGUGACGGCAAGGUCAUUAAAUGCGGUUUCGCUAGUGGAUAAUUUUGGAUGAGGGCAUGGCUUCUCCUUGAGCAUCCCCCCUGCGUAUAGUUUCCCGAUGAGCGACUCGCUUCGUCGGCGAGCGACGGUACUAACGCUGGUGACGUAUUUGGAAAACUCGUUUGCGAGGAAUAUGACAGCCUUAAAAUUGAACGUCUUAG
Messenger RNA from Chondrus crispus (carragheen), 1670 nucleotides. RefSeq lists its product as hypothetical. The transcript is spliced from 2 exons. The record is from RefSeq and is a predicted model, not a curated record. Gene Ontology annotation, molecular function: argininosuccinate lyase activity. Gene Ontology annotation, cellular component: cytosol. The coding region runs from base 1 to 1377 and encodes 458 amino acids. NCBI's taxonomy places the organism in Eukaryota, Rhodophyta, Florideophyceae, Gigartinales, Gigartinaceae.